Molecule: messenger RNA, 1903 nt
Organism: Perca flavescens (yellow perch)
Lineage: Eukaryota; Metazoa; Chordata; Actinopteri; Perciformes; Percidae
Product: dual specificity phosphatase DUPD1
Exons: 4
Coding region: 674-1300 (208 amino acids)
Biological process (GO): negative regulation of MAPK cascade; protein dephosphorylation
Cellular component (GO): cytoplasm
Molecular function (GO): protein tyrosine/serine/threonine phosphatase activity; MAP kinase phosphatase activity
Source: RefSeq, a predicted model, not a curated record
AGCAUGCCCUUUCACCUUUGUCAGGCACCUGUUUUGUUUAUAUCCACAUUUUCUAUAAUAACAACAUACAAUAUGACACACAGAAAUGUCAACUGUGUGUGUCAUCUGUUACAAGAAGUCUCUCUCUCAUAUAUUAUCUCUAACCAACGUUCAACAGUAGAAUAUAACAACUUAAUGCUUUAAGUUUUAUGUCUCCAGAAAUAACUCUCCCCACACCUGUUCACACAUAAGUGACAUUCUUAUGUUGAUAAUAAAGCAACAUGCUACUUCUAGUUUUGAUCUGGCAUUGUUUAAUUGUUGAGGACUCAGAUCCCAUUAUGAAGGCUGUGAGAAAGGGUCUCUGGGUAUGUGUGUGUGUGUGUGUGUGUCACGUUGUUGAGGUCAGGUGUUGCAGCCCAACUGCCUAAAAAUAUCAUCUUAACCACAGAGCCCGAGAGAGCAGUUACCAUUCCAGAUCUGGAUUUUAGCCUUCAGGCGUACUGCAAAGGGAGGUCUCUGUUGAUACACACACACACACACACACACACACACACACACACACACACACACACACACACACACACACACACACACACACACGUUUACUGAGAAAAAGUUGAGGUGCUGGUCUGCGAUCCUGCUCAGGAACGGAUUAAAAGCUUUAAACAGUUAUAAGAAAGAGCAGAAGUGAGCUAUGUCCUCCUGUGUGGUGAAGUCCAGAAGCAGGAACCCUUACACAGCGGUGCAGGUAGACCCAGACAGUGACUACAUCACACCGGGGACAUUAGACCUGGAACAGCUGUUCUGGACCGGCACCGGGGCUCAGUAUGCACAUGUCAACCAGGUCUGGCCCAGUGUCUACAUCGGGGACGAGAAAACGGCUCUGGAGCUGCCUGGCCUGAGGGAUCUGGGUAUCACACAUGUCCUUAAUUCAGCAGAGGGAAAGUGGAAUAAUGUGCUGACUGGUGCCGAUUACUACACUGACGUGGGCAUCCAGUACUACGGUGUAGAAGCUGAUGACAAACCCACCUUCAACAUCUCCCAGUACUUCUGCCCUGCAACCCAGUUCAUCCACGAGGCCCUCAGUCACCCACAGAACAAGGUGCUGGUGCACUGUGUGAUGGGUCGGAGCAGGUCAGCAACUCUGGUCUUGGCAUACCUGAUGAUGAAACACAGCUUAACUGUGGUGGAUGCUAUUGAGCAUGUGCGACAGCGCCGCUGCAUCCUGCCCAAUCACGGCUUCCUAAAACAGCUCAGAGCCCUGGACAUCACGUUACAAGAGGAGAGGCUUAAACAAAAAAGAGAGAUGAAACACCAAUAAUGUACAAUAGAUAAUAUGCCUGUUUACUACUUCAAUUUUUCUUUUGAAUCUAUCUUAGAUAUACAAAAAUGUUCUUUAACUGUUGUAUCAUUAAACUCGGUUUUGUUUUUCACAACUGCAUCAUGUAAGAGUUAAAAUGUCAAAUUGAAGAAUGGGGUGUCCUCAGGGCUUAGUGAUGUUUUAAAGAAAGAGCGAUUUUGUCUAUGUGUGUCUACUGUAAGUGUAUGACCAGAUUUCAAUGAGUGACACAGAGUAGGUCCUGGCCCUUCCAGAUCUACUGUAGGACAUGAGGGGCGAGAGCUAAGAAGCCUAAAAUUCAUUCACAAAUGUUGACUUGAAGAAAACUGUUGUACCUUAAAUUGGGUACAUACUGUAGAUCUCUUACUAAGAAAUGUCUUUGAUAAAAAAUAAUUUCAUUUUUUUUUUUUAUUAUUAUUUUUUGGGGCAUUUUUAGGCCUUUAUUUCCACAGGACAGAAGACACAAAAGGGGAAAGAGAGGGGGAAUGACAUGCAGCAAAGGGUCGCAGGUCGGAGCCUAACACCCGGCUGCUAUGUCAAGGAGUAAACCUCUAUAUGUGCGCCUGCUCUACCAACUGAACUAAC